This is a messenger RNA of Xylona heveae TC161, 234 nucleotides long. RefSeq lists its product as hypothetical. The annotation marks the transcript as partial. The record is from RefSeq and is a predicted model, not a curated record. Lineage: Eukaryota; Fungi; Ascomycota; Xylonomycetes; Xylonales; Xylonaceae. The transcript has a single exon.
AAACGCAAAGCAGAAGAAGAUCUGAGUCAGAGUGUCUAUGCAAAAAGACACAGAGAUAGGGUCAGAACCAUGACCACUAUGGAGAGGGAGAUAGAAAAGGCAAAAAACAACGAUCGCCAUGCAAGAAAUCGGGCGAUACGAAAACUUAAGACGACCAAAGAAUACAUAGAAGCGAAUGAAGAAAAGCGAGCAGAACUGGAAAAAGUCACCACGUCCAACGUAAUGCAUCGUCGG